AUGCCGAUGGGGAGGUUGGGUCGUGAAGAUGUGGAGAGAUCGUCUGCUGGUUCGGGUACAACUAUGCGUAUGGGUAUGCGUAUUCACGACUUGGAGGCCCAGACUACUGGCUCGUACCAGGCGACCGGGAGAGAGGCCGGUUGUAGUAAAGUGUACAUCUUACUGCAGGAGACUAGCAAAUGCAACGCCACAGUUGCUCAGCUGUUGGCAGAUAAUGGUGGACGGCAGAGGGUGAACAGGCCGCGUGUCGUCUUGAUUCGACUCGCGGUACAUUACACCGAGGACUGGAAUAUAGGCGUAGGCGGCACCUGUUCCGUUCGGGAUAAUGGAUCGCUACCGGCGCAGACGGACGCACUACGAAGAACAGCUUGGUGUGUUCCGCGAGCACAGGAGUCUUUUGUAGCGGUAAUUACCUGGGCCACGGUGGGCCCGUCAGUGCUGGUCGGCGGGAUCAUGCGCGGUGUGGAAAGUAUGGCUCUACUGCUCAAGCAGGAGAAGGUCCGGGGAGAAAGUGUGGGAAACCCCUGCGAAAGAAGCUUCAGCGGGGUCGGGUAA
Bipolaris oryzae ATCC 44560 is the source of this 555-nucleotide messenger RNA. RefSeq lists its product as uncharacterized. NCBI's taxonomy places the organism in Eukaryota, Fungi, Ascomycota, Dothideomycetes, Pleosporales, Pleosporaceae. The coding region runs from base 1 to 555 and encodes 184 amino acids. The record is from RefSeq and is a predicted model, not a curated record. The transcript is spliced from 3 exons.